AUGGCUUACGCAUUGAAACAAGGAAUACAAGCAAAACUGGCCGCUGCUGCAAAGCCUCACAUCAAGUACCUAGUGUUGUCUUCAGUGGAAAGAAGACCAUUCGUUAUUCCAAACGUCUCCCCAUGUUCUUCAAGUGUGGCGAAGGCCGCAGCUUCUCAUAUCAGAGCAUGA
Molecule: messenger RNA, 171 nt
Organism: Brettanomyces bruxellensis
Lineage: Eukaryota; Fungi; Ascomycota; Pichiomycetes; Pichiales; Pichiaceae
Exons: 1
Coding region: 1-171 (56 amino acids)
Source: RefSeq, a predicted model, not a curated record